Mya arenaria is the source of this 809-nucleotide messenger RNA. Its product is annotated as plasminogen-like. The transcript has 3 exons. NCBI's taxonomy places the organism in Eukaryota, Metazoa, Mollusca, Bivalvia, Myida, Myidae. Gene Ontology annotation, molecular function: endopeptidase activity; signaling receptor binding. Bases 175 to 747 code for a protein of 190 amino acids. The record is from RefSeq and is a predicted model, not a curated record.
GCUGCGCUCAUUAUGUGCGUAGUUUCGUGUUGAUCGCUUUGAAAAAGUCGCAGCAUUUUUAAUUGACUAUAAGAAAUUGCACGGCCGAGCUCCAAAACAUUCGUUAGACUGGUUUUAUAUGUUCAUGUGUCUGGCUGCUGUCGGUAGAAACACUCCGGGACAAUAAUCCGUAAAAUGGCGAGCACAUGGAAAUAUUCUUGUUUUAUUUUUAUUUGGUUCGGUCUGUUCGACAAUUCUCGCGCCGCGCGUAAGAACCGUUUCCAUGGUAAUGCUCUGCCAAACGAACUCUAUAGUUUUGACCAGUCGACCUUGGUGGCUGAAAUACAUACGGACACGCGGAUCCAGUGCGCCAACCAGUGCCGUCUCCGCGCCUGCACGGCAUUCCUCUGGAAAUAUUCCACUGUAAGCGACGAUCGGUGUUUUUCGGCGGAUUACUGGCAGUACUCCGGUACAUGGGCGCGGACUAAGGGGGGAAUAGCCUGUCAGCGCUGGGACAGCCAGUUUCCUCACGGUCACUCCUGGAACCCUUACUACAUCCCGGAUAGCUCGCUGACGGCGGCCCAAAAUUACUGCAGGGACGUUUCCAAGACAGGCUACCCCUGGUGCUACACCGUCAGAGGCGAUGUGAGAUGGGACACGUGCAACCUUUAUAAAUGCUUCUUCAAUGACAAUAAUUGUCGACUGUACAGGGCCGCAGGGGGACAUCAGGAGAACGUGGAGGGUCUUAAGUAUAUGGUCAUGACCUGAGCCACCGGGCCGUCAUGAAAUACAAGAGGGCAAAAGCGGACCAAUUCGCGUCUUGUGAUUAU